GCGCCGCCCGUCUCGGCCGGAGGGCUAGUAGGGUAGCCCUGUCCCCACCGCGAUAGGGCUGAGUAGGCAGGCAGUUGCCUUGGUGGUUCCUCCUCCUCCUCCUCCUCGGUGGAAAAGGGUUGUUGCUACCUGAGCCCCAGAGCAUAACCCAACUCCUCCCUCUUCCUAGCCUUCUCUGGCGCGAUUGAGCCCUUAGAAAACAGGCACGUCAUCCGACUCGUAACUGAACGCCUGAGCAGCCUUUGUGGAAGCGUCCUGCAUUUGAUGUCAGCUGGUUGUAGCGGCGGGGGACAUCUGUGGUGGUCGUUUCAUACACGCAAGCCAUUUAUGUAGCCGCUGGCGGACAAAACGCGAUUAAGGUAACUUUUGUGGACUCAGCAAAACCAUAAGCCAAGAUGCUUGGCAGAAGACCCAGGAAAAGCCCCCAGGUGAAAGGUCAGGCAGCUGCUGCUGCAAAACAGCUGGGACUUUUCGUAGAGUUCAAUCCUGAAGAGAUGAUGCUGGAUCUGGAGGAUGAAGGGGACCUAGAAGCAGAACUAGCUGCUAUAACUGGAGAAAACUUGCCUGCUGGGAAAACAAAACCUAAAGGAAAAACUCCCCUGCCUAUGGAUCAUAUUGCAAAGAUGGCCGCUGAGUGCAUGAAGGACUUGGAUGAAGAUGAUGAUGAAGGUCUGGAAGAAGAUACCGAACUUUUGGCAGAGUUGCAGGAAGUCCUGGGAGAGGAAGACGGAGGAGGAAACAGUGAAUGUGAGACGGAAACAAUAGAAGAGUCUUCUGUAGCUGCAGAGGAGCCCAGUGAUCUACCAACACAGAUGGCGCCUGCUGUUUCCAGUGGACUGCAACAAACAAUAGAAGAAAGGAUAGUGAACUAUAAGGCAGCUAUACUCAACGCAAAGGAAGCCGGCGAGAGUUCCAAAGUGCGACGGUAUGAACGGGGCCUGAAGGCAUUGGAAACCAUGCUGACUGCAGUGAAGAAAGGGAAAAAAGUGAACGAGGAAGAAAUGCCACCACCUGUAGCAUCCGGGAAGAGCUCUGUCACAACUCCACAAGCCGUGCCUUUGAAUGACUUGCCUAAAAACUCAGGCAGCCAAGAUGAAAUAACUGUUCCUGAAGGGGAGGAAAAGGAAGGCUCUACUACAGCCCAUGAAUUAAAGAACCCCAGCGAUCUGGAGCUAUCUGUGAGCACACCUGAUCUCCAGAGCCAGGAUGCAGAUUCGGGUGGUCUGGGAACAGGUGCCACUUCUGAAAACAAUUCCUCAGACCUUGGCACACGAGCACUGCUUGUGACAAGAGAGAAGGAGUACAAACUAGCAGCACUCAAAGCUAAACAGAAAGGCAAUCUUGAGAAGGCAAAAGAGUACAUGAGGACUGGGAAGAAGUUCAGCCUGGUUCUGGAAGCACUGGACAGUGGGCAGCCAGUAGACCUCAGAGAUAUGCCUCCAGCACCACAGGACCUUGAAAGUCCAGAAAUGAUACAGCUUCCCUCAAAACAGGCACCAUCCGUAGCUGUGGAAACCACCCUUCCUGUGACCGCACCAGACAGUCAAGGUCCCUUGCCUCAGCCAAAAACAGUGAUGGAGGCUUUGCAGCAGAGGCUGGAGAAAUACAAAGCCGCAGCCGCUCAAGCCAAAGCAAGUGGAGAUGAUCGGAAGAGCAGGAUGCACGAGAGGAUAGCCAAGCAAUACCAAGAUGCCAUAAGAGCCCAUAAAGCAGGAAGGAAAGUGAAUUUUGGUGAACUACCAGUUCCCCCUGGUUUUCCUCCAAUUCCUGGACUGGCUCCUGCAGACGACAAUACAGUUGCUGCUGUCCUUGAAAAUGCUAACAGGCUGGUUAAGAUGGAGGAAGAAGAGAAUAAAGAAGAGGAGGAGGAAGACGAGGGUGAGCCUUCCACACAGGCUCCAGCUCCCAAGAAGCCCGCUCAGCUGCCUAAGAAGCCAGUGCAAGUUGUUCAGCCUAUAACUGUGCCAUCUGCUGUAAUCCCGGAAGAAACCUCUCCAGAGAAAGAUAUUUCGCAACCCACCCCUGUAGCAGCUCCAGAAAAAUCUGCAUCCACUGAGCACAUCUCUCCAGUUGCUUUAGAGCACCUUGAAUUCCUGGAGAGUAGAAGGAAACAGUACUUAAAGGCUGCAGUCCAGGCAAAGAAGAGAAAUGAUCUGGAACAAGCCAAGGCAUUCCUAAGAACAGCCAAGAGCUUGGAGCCAAAGAUCGAGCGGGCAAAAAAUGGCAAGCUGGUUGACAUUUCCAAGCUGCCAUCACCACCUACAGAUGAUGAAGGUGACUUCAUUAUCAUACAUCAUGAAGAUCUCAGACUCUCUCAGAAAGCAGAAGAGGUGUACGUUCAGCUCAUCAAGCUAUUGAGAGACCAGCAUGAGAAAUGUUUGCAGUAUUCGAAGCAAUUCACACAUCUGGGAAAUGUAUCUGAAACUUCCCGGUUUGAGAAGCUGGCUCAGAUUUGUAAAAAAGAUCUGGACAUCUUACAGCUUGCACAGGCCCAGGGGCUGGAUCCCCCAAGCCACCACUUUGAAGAGAGAACCUUUAAAAUUGUAAGAAUAUUUUCUGAACUCAGUAGCACAGAAAUGCAUCUUAUCAUUGUCCGAGGAAUAAAUCUACCAGCUCCACCAGGUGUGGCACCCAAUGAUUUGGACGCAUUUGUGAAAUUUGAAUUCCAUUACCCGAAUACAGAGCAAGCUCAGAAAAGUAAAACAUCAGUGAUAAAAAAUACCAACUGCCCAGAAUACGAUCAGCUGUUCAAGCUCAACAUUAACCGAAAUCACAGGGGUUUCCGAAGAGCGAUUCAGGCUAAAGGAAUUAAAUUUGAAAUCUUCCACAAAGGGUCCUUUUUCAGAAGUGACAAGCAAGUAGGGACAGCACACUUGAAACUGGACAAACUGGAAUUUGAAUGUGAAAUCAGAGAAAUUAUUGAGGUUUUGGAUGGCAGGAAGCCUACUGGAGGGAAACUAGAAGUAAAAGUGAGACUCAGGGAGCCACUAAGUGGGCAGGAUCUUCAAACAAUUACAGAAAACUGGCUAGUCCUUGAACAUUAGUUCCACCUAAGAUACAGAAAUGCUAAAAGCUGCAGAAUGGACUUUAUACAUAGAGCUUCUGCAAGCACCAAAGAUGUUCAACGAAUGCACUACUGAACAUAACAUCUUUAUUUUCAUAACUAUCAUAUAGUAUGAGUUGGUAAGCUUUGUAAGUCUACUACUGGGAAAGAAGGUGCUGAUCCACAAAGAUAGACCUACCUUAAACCUUGCUGAAAGUAGCAAUGUUGGUACUACGUGACUGUUACCCGUCUGCUGUCUUAUGCAAAGGGCAUGUUUGCAGGGGAGGGCAAAAAAGUUUGUUUUUAAUGGCUGACAAUAUACUAAGAUGGGCUGCAGCAGUGGAAGUUUAUCAUGUACACUUGCAAAUAAGAUUGUGUUUCCUAGUCCUGGAAUAAAUUCUAUUCUUGCACACAGCAUUAGGUUAAGCAUAUUACUGUUAACAGCAGCAUGAAUAUGCAUUUGACAUUGCCUGCAAUGAUUUUUUUUAAACUAUCAUUGCAUUUCCCUAACUUUCUCUGUAUGUUUACCCAUAACCUUGAUCUAAAGCAACAGUAUCAUGAGCCUUUUGAAUAGGGCCCAUACCAUAUGGAGAUUGCUAGUAGCUGAUUUCCUCAAUCUGCCCAUGUUCUUGUGUUCUUUUUCAGUGGAGAGAAAGAAUUAAACAUUUUACUGCUUAAGGAUUUUGAGAAGCACAGCAUUUGGGUGUAAGUUGAAACAGUAAUUUGACAAAAGAGAGUGUUGCCUGUUUUCUAGAAUGUUAAACCUAGGUUAAACCUGAAUAUAGAACUAAGUCUGUCAACCAGGCAGAGUUUGUUUAUCUUAAGUGGAUAGAGACAAUACAAUAUUCAGUUUUUAAUUUUAAUAAAUUUAAUAUACAAAACUACAUGUUGAAAAUAAAAAUAUAAUAUGCAGUCUUUUGCAGUGUAACUGAAUUUUAAAAGUACAUUUUUCUCUUUAAACAAGUACUCAUUUCUUAACAAUAUGGUAAAUUUUAAGGUCAUUUUAAAGGCUAUGGUUGAAGCAAACCAGUCAGUCAAUAGCAUUUUGCACAAACAUAACCCAAACAAAUGAUUUUCUGCAGGGGAGGAAAGGAGGAAGGAAAAGUCAGUAUUUCCCCCUCUAUCGAUAACUUUAAUAGCAAAACAAAGUUAUUGAAAAAGCUACUUCUGUGGUGAAAUUGGAAUGCCAUCUCUUGAAGUAGGAAUCUACUGCAGCCAUGUAAAAUCUAAAUAGAGUUGAGUUUCUGUCUGUAAAAUUGAACGUUGUCACAGAAGGAAGUAAAAUUUAAAAGCAACUUUUUAUAUGCAAGGAAAAGAAAGAGCAGGAAAUGUAAGGCCCUUCUUCUGCAAAGGAGCCUCUUUAUGCCCACCCUGUCUCCCAGGGGAGACUAUUGAGCACCUGAGUUCUUUUCAGGUUCAGCAUGGGCUAAGAAUUUAACUGUCUUCAUAGCAUAUGGCCCACCAUUAAUAAAUUCAGUAGAAGUGUUUGUAUUCAGGUGGGGUUAACUUCUCCAGCCAUUUAAUUUGGGGUCUAGUUCUAAUGCCUUCUCUUCCUUAUGUUCUAGUUGCAGUUUACAUAGGUUGUACUAGGAGGGCUUUUUAUGUUAUUACUAAUCUUAGGCAAGAAUAGCACCUUGCUCAACUAUGAUUUCCUACCCACAGAGGAAAGUUAACUAUUACAGCUCUCACUGCUAUAUGUUUGCUUUUAAAAAAAAUAUAUUGGCAGGCUUGGAGCAACUGCUGUCCCCUCCUUACCCUUGAAUGCUCACCAUUUUGCCCAUGCUGCUCCAAUUUUAGAUUGCUCUUUAAAAGGCCAGACUCUCUCUGUCCUCCUUACCCAUGGGGGGUGGCCAGCCUUGAAUGACAGCAGCCUGUGUCUUGUCGAAGCUUACGUUUGCUUUCUCUCUUAUGUGGACACAGCUCUUUCCACAGGGUUAUCAGUUGCUCAGGGAUGGAAAUCAGAUUUAAUAGGAACGUGCUCGUGUUCUUUUGCUUACUCUCAUUGCCGGCUUUGUAUGCUGCAGUGAGAGGGCUCAAGCCAUUCUUCUCAUAAGUGCCAUCUUAGGUGAGACAAGAGUGCAAACUUCCCAGCCUGAAGUGAAAGCAAAACAUGCAAUAGCAGCCAAACUAUUAAGAGUUUUCACAGGCUAGCUUUACCGAGUGCUGCUACUAUAAAGUGUUAGAUAAGUGCAGGCUUAAUGAUGGGAGAAGGGCACACCAAAUGGGAAAAUUAAAAGUUACCUUAAAAAAAAAAGCAGGGCCAACUACAAAAAGAACAAAUUCCAUGGUAACUUUUUUUUUAAAAGCCUAACAAUUCUCACGCCUGUGACAGGCUCUUUUCAGAUUCAGAUAAAAUGAAACACAACUUACGAGGGCAGAUUUUUGCCAUGUUAUCAGGCUUAGGGAACAGUUUUAUCACAAAUAAAGAAAAAUUAAAGUUAAACUAUCCUAUUUAUACACACAAAACUGCAAGCUUAAUUUACAUACAGCUUCUAGAAAGAUUCUGCUUUGCUUGGGACAGAUGUAGAAGGUACCCUCAGUCAUGCUGCUUUCUUUCUCUGUACAUCUCUAUAGAAUAUUCUGACAUGUCUUGGAGGUACUUCAACCAAUAAUCUGGUCAAGAUAAUGUAAACGAUAAUUUCAAUGUCUAGAGAAAUUAACCAUAAGCGGCAGUAUAGUGAGGUCAGAAUGGAGGUCUUCAUAAUAAGUUCAUCUACAAACAUCAGAAAUGUUUACAUUUCCUUUCCUUUUAUUUACUCCCCAGUGAUCUCUGCACCCGUUUGAGAAUUGAAUACAUGACUGCAAUUGUCUUAAAACAUGACCAUUGUUUGUUUCUAAUCCGUAACAGAAGUGUAUUAGCUGCAAAGAUAGCAUAACCAUUUUGUAGUAUAGAAGCUGCCCUGAUCCUGUUUGUUGACAAAUGCAUAGACGAUUCAGAAUUAUGGAACAACUGUUCUCAAUCACGCACCCACCCCCCUCAUAAUAGUGUUAACAAAAGCUUAAUUUUUCCAGUUUUAAAGUGCAAAUGAUUCAGAUACAGCUGCUGCUGGAACAGGUCUGAACAGAAAAUGAAGUCCUUAUGAGAUGUUUUCCAGAAUAUAAAAAAUAAGCUCCAUUAUGACUGGGCCCUCACUCAGCUGGCAUGCCCCUCCAUGAAUCACUGGAACUAAGGCACUGUCCAGGUCAUUCAUGUACUGAGCAGGCAGUGGCUGCCCAUUGCUCCCAGCCUGGUAGCCAACCUAAAAAGUAGGUAAAGAGAAAAUAUUACUUUGUUUUGAAACUAGAGACAAAAGCAAUCCCUUAACAUGAUGGAAGAGGUUCUCGCCUAAUAAAAUUUUAUCCAUGGAAGAAUUCAGGAAAGCAGACCCACCCUGUGAUCUUGAAGCAACCCUUCAAGAUCACAUGGAACAUAAUCCAGAAUAGGCUUCAAUUUGGAGCUUUUCAAAUAAUCACCCUCAGAAGUUUAAAGAGGCUUUUUUCAGCUUUCUGAAAUACAACAGACAUAAAAACAAGUGCAAAAGGAGGUCCUUUCCAACUCAAAAAGUGGAAGUGAGGUCCAGGAAGAGCUUGUGUCACCUAACAAUUUGAAUAAGAAGAAUCAUUUUCAAGGAAUUAAUAGUACAGUAACCGCAAUCUGCAUGUUUUCACGUUAGGGUCGCAGCAAUUCUGUAAAAAAGUAUCUCCCCCCACCCCCAAAACAGGUUCUAGCUUAUUUAAUUA
Zootoca vivipara (common lizard) is the source of this 6763-nucleotide messenger RNA. It is a transcript of the gene CC2D1B, whose product is annotated as coiled-coil and C2 domain containing 1B. The record is from RefSeq and is a predicted model, not a curated record. Gene Ontology annotation, molecular function: DNA-binding transcription repressor activity, RNA polymerase II-specific. NCBI's taxonomy places the organism in Eukaryota, Metazoa, Chordata, Lepidosauria, Squamata, Lacertidae.